This is a messenger RNA of Solanum lycopersicum (tomato), 1526 nucleotides long. Its product is annotated as peroxisomal adenine nucleotide carrier 1. Gene Ontology annotation, molecular function: ADP transmembrane transporter activity; ATP transmembrane transporter activity. NCBI's taxonomy places the organism in Eukaryota, Viridiplantae, Streptophyta, Magnoliopsida, Solanales, Solanaceae. The record is from RefSeq and is a predicted model, not a curated record. Gene Ontology annotation, biological process: ADP transport; ATP transport; peroxisome organization. Gene Ontology annotation, cellular component: peroxisomal membrane.
GUAGAAGUGACCCAAGUCAAGACCAGUGGAAAAGCCCUAUAGAUUUGACACCUUGAGAAAUGGACACACAAAAGCAGUCGCUUGUCACUACAGCAUGACAAGCCCAUUCCCUCACGUUUCCGAUUCCCUAUGCGCUACUACUUGAACUCCAAUUUUGAUUUUUGGUAAAAUUGAGUUAUCUGCGAUUGGGGUUCAUUUCUCUCCGGUCAAAUUCACUUGUUCUUCGAUUAUGGCUUUGAAUAUGGAGUCUUUGGCUGAGGCAACUUCUGGGGCCAUAGGAUCUUUGCUAAGCACCACUAUAUUGUAUCCUUUGGAUACUUGCAAGACCAAGUAUCAAGCUGAACUUCGAGCUCAUGGUCUGGCCAAAUACAGGAAUACUCUUGAUGUCUUACUGGAGGCCAUUUCUUCUCGGCAAAUUCCUUCACUCUGUCAGGGUCUUGGGACAAAGAAUGUGCAGUCUUUUGUUUCGUCUUUUAUUUACUUCUAUGGAUAUGAUUUUUUCAAGAAACUAUACUUGAAGAAGAGUGGAUUUAAAUCCAUUGGAACAAGAGCUAACUUAGUAAUUGCUGUUGCAGCGGGGGCAUUUACAGUCAUAAUAACCCAGCCUCUAGAUACAGCAGCUUCAAGAAUGCAAACUAGUGAAUUUGGUAAAUCGAAGGGAUUCUGGAAAACCCUCUCGGAGAGCACUUGGAGUGAAGCAUUUGAUGGUCUAGGAAUAUCCAUCAUUCUCACUUCAAAUCCAGCUAUUCAGUACACGGCCUUUGAUCAAUUUAAACAAAGAAUGCUGAAGGGGAAGAUGAAAGGCAAUAGAGAGGUGGAAUCAAGUCCAGAAUCUCUUUCUGUUUUUUCUGCUUUUGUUUUGGGGGCAGUCUCAAAAUGUUUUGCCACCUGCAUCACUUACCCGUUAAUAAGGUGUAAAGUCAUGAUACAAGCUGCUGAAUCAGAAGGAGAUGCAGAGGAUGAAGCGGAGUUAAAAGCCCGAAAAACAAUCUCUGGAUCACUUCAUGCCAUAUGGAAAAAGGAAGGGCUCAUGGGAUUCUUUAAAGGGUUACAGCCUCAGAUCCUGAAGACAGUUCUAAGCUCCGCACUGCUGUUGAUGAUUAAAGAGAAGAUCUCAAAAACCACAUGGGUUCUGCUAUUAGCAGUAAGGAGAUAUCUGUUCCUAACGAGGACCAGACUAAAGAGCUCUUGAAAAUUCUCUUAUAAGAGCUGCUGCAUGAUUCAAAUGUAACUAUGCAAUUAGCUCGUAGGUCCUUGUUCGAGACGUGGAACCACCUUGCACACAAAUUAAUUGUUUCAUCUGAUAGCGCAAUUCUCUUUCAGUUUGUCUGUUGAAAUGGUAUGUUUCAGAUUAUCUUUUUAUGUCUUCUUCCUGUAUACAACAAUCACGAUUUGUAGUUCGUCUUCUUUCAAGUUCUACCUCUACAUAUCACUAUUAAUGUAAAGAUUUGGUCAUAUUUCUACUUGUCUGCAUUUGGUCUUCGUUCAGUAGAACAUUACAUUCUCCAGAAGUGGUUCAGUUUCAA